CAUUUCAUACUGGACAUUGUUUACAUCUGAACGUGUUGAGAAGAAACUGCGAAGGGGAGUUUUGUCUGUAUUGAAUAUUUCAAGUGCACGUUGUCCUUGUCUUGCUAGGGUUUCAUGUGGAAUUCCACCCAGAAUAAGUAGCCUAUGCGUGUGUUUGGUCAUUUCACGCUAGAAUUUUCUAAUGAUUUCUGUACCGCCUUUAAAGUUGUGUAGAAGGCGACCAUUUUCGGGAUGAAUUCCUCUUUCAGCGUCGAGGAUGAUGCAAGUAGCUCUUUCGAGGAGGAUUUUGUGGAGGGUUUUGACGAGAAAGCUGAUAACUCGAAUAAUGUAGUGUUAGUUUUAUCGGAUGACGAGGUCGAUUUUGACAAUUGCCGGGAGGGGAGGGCACCAGGGGAACAGUUUGUCCCAGUUGUUGUAGGAAGCGUCCCGCUCUAUGUGGCAGAAGGUGACGAUGGGAAACCUGUUUACAUUCGACAGAUGCCUCAUGAACCCCCUGACCAUAAGAUCACUUCUAAUAACAAUUCUGAUGACGAUGACAAUAGUUUUGGAGGCUUUUCUGAUAACAGCGAGAGCACAUUCGAGGGGUUCGGCCCCGUUAUGUUCGAAGGGUUCACAGACGAGGACAGUGAUGAUGACUCUCAGUUCGAUGGGUUUUCUGAAGGGAGCGCGGAGGCUGUCGAGGGAAAGCAGAAGAUUGAGUAUAUUAGGAAUUGGCAGAAAACGAGUAAAUGCUACGAUGACUUAGAUGUGUACAUGGAGAAUUCCAAUGAUAGCAUGCCAGAUCUCAGUAGGAUGGGAAGGCCCAGCACCUCCAAGGGAUCUAGGCCUUUGCCUGGUUCCAAAGAGAGGAAAAAUGUUAGUAAGUUGUCAAGGGGCUCACAUUCUAAAAGAAACAAAAACUUUUCCCUCCAAGAUAAGUCCUGUGUAGAUGGCAAACAAAAUAAAGCUGUUUUAGACUUAGGUAUGCAUAGUAACAGUUCUCCUUCUGCAAUAGUCUAUGAAGGUAAAGGGAAACAACAGUGUCUUGUCAUAGCACCACAGUUAAGAUCUAAAGAUAUUCAGUCUCAAAAUGAGAAAGAUGCUUCUAGGUUUAGGGGUGGUAGAGAGAAAACUGACCGUACGUAUGUUGCACCAAACGUAGAUGUAAAAGAAGAGAUUGAAGUCAGAGAAGAAGCAAAUCAUCUUUAUGAAGAUGAAGAUUUGAUAGGACCAUAUUGUAGUAAUGUAGGUUGCACAAUAAGUUGGUUGGAGAGUAUGACUACCAAAAAAGUUCCUGUAGUUAAUGGUAUAGUGUACGAACUUUCUGAGUUUGCCAAAAAGAUUAAUUGGGAACAAUCUGAUGUAGCAAAGUGGAUAUUGCGUCUUCAUGGUAUCUUGGAUGUUGAGCCCACGGAGGCAGAUGUAAGUAUGAUUCGUUCAGUAAUGAAACGCCGGAAAGCUUUGAUGGUCACUCUAGCAGGAAAUAAGAGAGGUCAUCUUAAACUCCAAGAAUUUGAUGCUAUUGAAUUCAUUCUUCCUGCAUUUAAAAAGGGGUUGGAUGAAGCUGGAAGAGCUCCAUGGAAUGUCAGGGAACAUGGCAACAAAAGGAAGGGGAGAAGUAGUAUUGACGUAGGAUGUCCUUUACCCAGUAAGAGGAAUAGAAGUAGUUCAGUGGAUGUCUUGAGUUCUCGACAUGGCAAGGUUAGUAAGGAAAAGGAGGGAGUGUCGGUCACAUCUCGUGUACAUUCAAGAAAGUCCAAGAGGGGACGCAGACGUAGUCAUCUAGAUACUAGACCAGUGGAUUUCACCAAUAAUGCAUUGAAAAAGUUAAAGAAAUCUGAUAGUAGAGUGUCAUUUCAGUAUCGAGAAAAUUCUGUAUAUCCACAUUUCACAGAAACAGAUGAAUGUCUUGGAAAGCAUUCUAAGAAAGCCAACUUAACGAUUAAUGAUCUAAAUUCUUGUGAUGAGAAAGACAUACAUGUAACAAAUGGAUUAGUUAUUGAACUCUAUCGUUUUUAUCGUGAUCGAGGUUGUACUGUAACUUCUUUGGCACAGAGGUUAUUACAACUAAAGAAUUUGAAUUCUUUAAAUCUGGUAAGUUUGGUUGUUAAAAUUACAAAAUUGGCUCAAAAAUCACAUCAUCCUGCUGCAUUUAUAGAGGAAGAGUUCCUGUUUCCUCGCCCAAAAAGUGAGGAGCAGUCAAAAAGAAGAUUUCGAGGUGGUCUGUCAAAGAGUAAAGCCAAGCAGGGGUUACCUGAUCAUCCAAGUGAGGAGCAAAGAAAUCAGCUGUCUUCUGUUGAAAGUAUGAGCAAAAAUAUUUCGGAUGAAACACUAGUUGUGAAAUCUGAUAGUGAUGUACUCAAAGAUGAUGAUAGUGGAAAUAUUAAGCAUGAUAAAGAGAUGGAUACACCUGUUGUUCAAAUGAAACCAAAAAUUGAUGUUGAAGAAAAGGCUGUAGAGGAGGUGGUAAUGGAGAAAAAGGUUGUUAAAGUAGAUUCACCAAAGAAGGGUGGAAGUUUCUUAGUUUCAAGGAAGCCAGAUUUAGAUGCAAAUCAAGAAAAUGCUGGGGAUACUAAUGAAUUGCACCCUGAAAUGGAACUAGUUCAAGAAAAUGGGAAAGAGCUAAAGCUUGCAACUGAUGAAGCAAGGGAACUUGAAUUGCAGAACAGUACAUCAGGAACAUCAGGUCAAGAUGUCAAGUGUAGUGUGACAAAUCUCAUUAUAAAUCCAAAUAAAACUAAUGAAGAUGAAUGCCACAAGGAGGAGGCAGUGUUUGAAAAUAAAAAUAAAGCAAGCUUGGAAGAUGUAGAAAGAGCAGAGGACAUUUUAGGGGAGAAAGGACCCGACCUCCAGAUCAAGGCAGAAAGCUUGAAUGAGGGAAACAGAGCUGUGGGCGUUGGAGAGGAGGUUACUGAUAUUGUGAAACAGGAGCAUUCUGGGAAUGAUUAUGAUCAGACAAAUGUUCAAGAUGAUGACUGUCAGAGCCAGGGUAGUUGUAGUCAUAGUGACAAUUAUUUAAGUGAUGAAAAUGAUUCCAGCACUUCCGAAGUUGCUGGAAGUUCCAGAGAAAUUCUGUCUGAAAGAGAAGAGAGUGAAAAUAAGCUGAGUCUAAAUAAGGAAAGCCAAAAUUGUCAGGAAAUGAUGGGUGUUCACAAUGAUAAAAUGGUCAAUGAAACCUUCAAUGAAGAUGUGGAAGAUAAAAUAAUUGAAGAGAAUAAAUGCAAAUCUGAAGAACAUGGUGUAGAUAUAGUUGUUAAAAGUGAACAGGGAUGGAAUGAGAGUGUUUUUUCAAAUACUGUUCAAGACUUUGAGUUACCUUAUUCUGAAAGGAGUAUUAACUACAGUAAUAGUCAGUUGGAUAGUUCAAGCAAUAGAGCUUCAAAGGAAAAGGAUUCUGCCAAGGUGAAACAUUUGGAAGGAAAACCAAGUGAAGUUCGGAGAAGUGAAAGGGAGCGAACGCUUAGUGCUCGUGUAAAGGAGUAUCAUAGUGUUUCUGAAUUCUAUAAUGAACCUAUACCCCAGGUUUCUCCUAAGAAGUUGAAAUUUAGUAAACCUUAUGAAAAAUUACAAGAUAAUUAUAAGCACCCUACUGCAAGUUUUUCUGGUAAAUCUCAGAAGCGUAUAACAAAUGGUAUGGCCUUGGAAUUCUUAGCAAGGCAGGACCCUAGAGUAUCUUUUAGUAUUUGUGAUGGGCGUAUUACUCCACACUUCAAUGAUGUUAGUUACUAUUUAGGAGAGCAUUGUGAGGCUGCCGGACUGACUGUUGAAGAUUUAAAUUCCCAAGAACCCAAAGAUAUUUAUCUCACCAGAGGGGCAGUUGUGGAACUGAUCAAGUUUUACAGAUUAAUGGGCUGUACUAUGACCUCACUGGCAGAUCGAUUGCUACGUUUAAAAAUGAUAUAUCUUGACAGUAUUUUGAAUCUGGUUGCUAGGUUUCAGCCGUUGAUGAAGCAAGAGGGAAAUUUUUCCAGGAUGCAAGAAGAGUUUGUUUUCCCACCGGGUCAGCACAAUGUUUUGAAGAGAACACCAAACAGAAAGAAUCCCAAAACCAAGAAUAAGACUGAUUCAUUAAAGAAAGGCAAGAAGGAGAAGGCACCCACUUAUACUUGUGAGGUCAUUUUCAAACCAAAGAAAAAGAAAAAGAAAAAAAGAGAAACUGACGCCACUUCUGAAAAUGUGGUAAAUGUAAAGAAACUCGGUGAUUUUAAGAAGAAAAAGCAAGUCUCUGAAGUAGAUGUUAGUAAAGUGCAUGGUCAGGUGGUUGUAGAUAAAGAGGUUGAAAAAGCAAGAGGCAAGGAAGGCUCUGUCACACGUGCAGAUAUUGUCUUAUUAUAUGCUAAUUGGUUGAACAAUAAACAUAAGACAGGGAAUAAUGUAUUUGUCACGGAUCUUCUGCAAGAUGUCAUGAAACUAAUGGAAGAAAGGAAGGUGCAAACAAUACGCAUUCCAGCUGGGACUUUGAUGUCGUCUUCUGUUAAACUGUACGAGGAAUAUAGGCAAAUGUGGAAUACAAACAAAGCUGAUGCCAUGAUGUACUUAGAGGAUGACUGGCUGGAAGAUAUUCAGUAUCUUGUCUCUAUUACUCAGACAUCACGAAGAAAUACAAUGGAAAUGAGUGAGGGAGAUGGAAGUGUUACAGAUGAUAAUAGACCCACAGCAACAAGGAAUUUUGAAGAUGGGGAAAGAGAGUUUUCAGAUUCCUCCAGUGAAAGAAGCUUAAGGAUUGAUGAGUCAUAUGUUUCUUCUGAUGAAGAUCUAAGGGACUUUGAAAAUCAAGAAAAAACAAAGAAAAUAAGACAACAGCAGAAUGCCAAACAUGGGACCUCAAUAAAAAUGCUUAUUAAUAAAAGUAAAUUGAAAAAAAAAUCUUCGCCUCACAGUCAGGUCGUUGCAUCCUCUAGUUCUGAACUUCAGGAAAAAUGUAAAUGGAGUAAGAGACAUGAAAUUGAGGAAAUAAUUGACUAUAGAUGCACUGUGGAUGAAAAUUCAAAGAAACAGGUUUCAUAUCUUGUGCGUCGUAAAGGCUCUGCAUCCCAGAAAGCAACUUGGGUUGAUGAAAAUCAAUUGCGAUGUCCUACAAACUUGAAGGGAUGGUUGAAGGAAGGUAAAUUUUUUAGAAACCCACAGGAUAAGCUAAUUUGGCAGCAGCCAACAUUUCAGCAAACAGUUGGCUUUCCAAUAAAGUUAAACACAUGUGAAGGUUUAAGAGUUGCAGAUUAUGCUAGUGUUUCAAAGGCAGGUAAUGCAUUUCAUGAUGAAGUAAAUGAUAAGGAAAACUCACCCCAUAACCUUUUUAAUAUAAAGUAUAAUACUGACAAGGGUUACAUGACCAAUGGUGAGUUGUUACACAUGUAUGAUUGCUGGAGACAGGAUAAUGCACAAAUUUCAUCCACUAAAGAUUUAAUUGAUAUUCAUACUUUCACAGAGAAAGUUGAGGAAACAAUGCAAAAUUAUGGUAUAAAAACAAAUUACUCUGAAUAUUUGCUGCAAGCUUGCUUCACUUUAACUCUUGUCUGUAGAAUGCUUAGCUCUAAGGAGGCUUUAAGGGAAUUUCUGGAUAAAGAUUGUUUGCCUGCUCUAGAAUCCAGUAAAGCAAACCAAGAAAGUAAUAAGAAAAUUAGUGGUAUAUCAAAAAUUGGAGGUUUGUCAGACAGUAUUCUGAAUAUUAAGUCUCUUUUUAGAGAAAUGAAAGGUAAAAGAUCAGCAAAUCAAGCGAGAGUUCAUAUAAUUGAGGAUGAAGUGGAAAAGUUGGAAAGAUCGUUAGACAUAUCUCUAGGCCAACCUGAGUUACUGAGUGGAGCUUUGCAUCAGGAAAUUAAUAGGUUAACUAAGAAACUGACCAAACUCAAUCAGGAAGAAGAUAUUCCCAUAGCCAAAGAAUUUCAGUCAGAGAACCCAGAGAAAUAUGAAAAGGCUUGCCAAGAUAUACUAGAGUGUGGUGUACCUGAAAGAAAUAUAGAAUCUAUAAUGAACUCUGUCUUACAAGUUAUUGACAGGUUUUCUGUGGAUGCUAAAAAAGCCAGUGACAAAUAAAAGUU
Molecule: messenger RNA, 6017 nt
Organism: Macrobrachium nipponense
Lineage: Eukaryota; Metazoa; Arthropoda; Malacostraca; Decapoda; Palaemonidae
Exons: 1
Coding region: 232-6012 (1926 amino acids)
Source: RefSeq, a predicted model, not a curated record